UUCACUUGCUUCCCUCACACAAGCUCAGCAGCGAUGUCCUGGCAGGAAUACAUCGAUGGCAACCUAAUACCUAGUGGCAGUGUCAUGCGCGCAGCGAUUAUUGGAAUUCAGGGCGGGGUGUGGGCAAACAGCCCAGACUACACCAUUUCGUCAGUCGACCAGAACACCAUAGUGCGAGCGUUCGAGCGGCCCGGAACGAUCCCAGCCAUGUCGUUUGGAGGGAAUAAAUACCGACUCAUCGUCCAGGACGCGACAGAGAUGAUUGGGAGGCGCGAGACGGAUCCGACGAGCGGGUGUUUCAUGUAUCGCACCAAGCAGACGGUGCUCGUCACAGAGUACGAUUCCCCGGUCAUGAUUCAUGACACGCAAAAAGUGGUCACGCGGCUUGGCGAGUAUUUAGUCUCGGCGGGCUAUUAG
Messenger RNA from Mycena indigotica, 417 nucleotides. Its product is annotated as Profilin. Gene Ontology annotation, molecular function: actin monomer binding. NCBI's taxonomy places the organism in Eukaryota, Fungi, Basidiomycota, Agaricomycetes, Agaricales, Mycenaceae. The transcript is spliced from 4 exons. Gene Ontology annotation, cellular component: cell cortex. Bases 34 to 417 code for a protein of 127 amino acids. The record is from RefSeq and is a predicted model, not a curated record.